Messenger RNA from Staurois parvus, 482 nucleotides. Lineage: Eukaryota; Metazoa; Chordata; Amphibia; Anura; Ranidae. The record is from the annotation of a GenBank genome assembly.
AUGGGCCCCCGUACCGCCUCCUCAUGCUGCUGCCAGGCCCGUAAUCUGCCAUGGGCCCCCGUACCGCCUCCUCAUCAUGCUGCUGCCAGGCCCGUAAUCUGUCAUGGGCCCCUGUAACCGCCUCCUCAUGCUGCUGCCAGGUCCAGAGUGUGUCAUGGGUCCCUGUACGGCCUCCCCAUUGCUGCUGUCUCCAUCGCCACACUCUGCCAUGUGCCACUUUCAGGUCUCCUCACACUGCUGGUGGGUUCCAUUUUUUCAAAGGGUGCUGUAUGGCCUCCCAUUGCUGCUGCCUCCACCACCGCCACACUGUGGCUCCACACUCUGGUUUUGGCCCCGUGACUGCCCAAAUGAGUGAAGUGUUCAGUGAUUCUAAGAUCGACGGCACUCAUCUGCAUGUCAUACUGACUGACAGUAUUAUUUCUCUUCCCCAGCAGACUCCAAGGGCAUUUAAAUUAAGGGUACAGUGUUCUGCACUAAUAUAA